AUAAAUUUAUUAAUUUUGGCGGAUUUAACAUUUGACAUAUUUUUUAAAUAAAACAUGUGACUUAGAAUGUCACACCUUUUUUUGAGCUUGCAUGAGAUUGAUAACCUUCCUUUUUAGCAUCGGGUGUAAAAAAUCUCGAGAAUUUCAAUCUUGUAAAAAGUUACAAAUUUUGAAUGACUUUGAUUGGGUGUAGCAGAUAAAAAUGUCAUCCUCCUUGUGUUGUCCUAUUGGAAGUGAAAAAGCAUUAUCUAUAAAUUAUGAAUCAAUAGGAAAAGUUUUGAAUUUAGAUGGUCUUAAUAUAUACGAAGUUGGUUUUGGUGAUAAAGUAAUUUUUGUUUACUAUGAUAUUUUUGGAUUUAAUGGUGGACGAAUUCGUCUUAUAUGCGAUCAGAUAGCAAAUGAAGGAUUUUUAGUUGUUUUGAUUGAUAUCUUUCAUGGGGAUAUGUGGCCUGCAGAUGCACCUUUAGAUGCUGAACUUUUCAAGUGGGUAUCACAGUUUACUUGGGAAAAAAUUAAAGCUGAUACUGAUAAAGUAUUUAAACACUUAGAAAAAAGUGAUAUUAAAUCAUAUGGUAGUUUAGGUUUUUGUUUUGGUGCCUGGCCUGUUUUUCAUUUAAGUCAAAAUAAGAUAAUGAAAUGUGGAGCAAAUGUUCAUCCCUCAGUGCAUGUUGGAUCACUUCACGGUGAAACUCCUGAACAGCUUGCGAGGUUACUAGAAUGUCCUCAGCUUAUUUAUGCAGCUAAUAAUGAUUUACCUACUUAUAAUGAUGGUGGAGAAGUAAAGCAAAUUUUACAAGAAAAGUUUGGUGAUCAAAACGACAUUCAACUUUUUCCUGAAAUGGUUCAUGGUUGGGUUCCACGAGGAGAUUGUAAUGAUGAAAAGGUGGCAAGAGAUGUUAAACUUGCUAUGGAUGGAAUUAUAAAGUUUUUUAAGAAAAAUUUAUGAUUAUGUAUUUUAACCAAUUUAUUUAAAUCUAUUUAGUAUGUAUUUUUCUAUUUUUAUACAUUUUUUUCAAGACAUUUUUAAAUCCUAAGAUUUUUUUUUUUUUUUUUUUUUGUUCUGUUUUGUUUUUUUCGUUUUCGUAAAAUAUUUAUCUUAUUUCACUAAUUAUAAUGAAUCUAUUUGCAAUAAUACGUGACGUUAGAAUUAUCUUGUUCUAUUUCCACAUUUUUUAGUUUUAAGAUAAAACGAUUUAAAAAACGAAUUUUUUGUUAUUUUGUUAAAUUAUGUUAGAUAAAGAUUUUUGGCUCAGAAAACUUCAAUUUAAACAUACUUUUAUAGAAAUCAUAAAAUAUAUUUAAUAAG
Hydra vulgaris (swiftwater hydra) is the source of this 1306-nucleotide messenger RNA. RefSeq lists its product as uncharacterized. Lineage: Eukaryota; Metazoa; Cnidaria; Hydrozoa; Anthoathecata; Hydridae. The record is from RefSeq and is a predicted model, not a curated record. Gene Ontology annotation, molecular function: hydrolase activity.